Eremothecium gossypii ATCC 10895 is the source of this 3240-nucleotide messenger RNA. RefSeq names its product GTPase-activating protein RGA2 (gene RGA2). The transcript has a single exon. Gene Ontology annotation, cellular component: cytoplasm. The coding region runs from base 1 to 3240 and encodes 1079 amino acids. The record is from RefSeq and is marked provisional. NCBI's taxonomy places the organism in Eukaryota, Fungi, Ascomycota, Saccharomycetes, Saccharomycetales, Saccharomycetaceae. Gene Ontology annotation, biological process: signal transduction; regulation of GTPase activity.
AUGUCGGUGUCGCAUAGGGGGAGCAUAGUCUCUACGGCGACGGGGGGCUCGAGCAGCCGGGCGGGCGUGGUGCCGUCGUGCACGCGGUGCACGCUGGCGAUCACGACGGGGCACGCAUACGAGCUGGGCGGUGACAGGUGGCACACACACUGCUUCACGUGCUACAAGUGCGACAAGGAGCUGACGUGCGACUCGGACUUUCUGGUGCUUGGCACAGGUACGCUUAUUUGCUUUGCGUGCUCCGACUCGUGCAAGGGCUGCGGGAAGAAGAUAGACGACCUGGCCAUCAUAUUGUCGUCGUCGAACGAGGCAUACUGCUCGGAGUGCUUCAAGUGCUGCAAGUGCGACCGCAAGAUCGAGGACCUGCGGUACGCGAAGACGAAGAAGGGGCUGUUUUGUAUUUCCUGCCACGAGCGACUGCUGGCAAAACGCAAGUAUGCGGAGGAAAAGAAGCGACGACUGCAGAAGGAGCUUCCGAUCGUCCCGGGGCAGGCAGGCGCAACGACAGGCACGUCCACGCCUGACCGCGAACAGUUCAAGAUCCCGGUGCGCUCUGCGGCGCGGCCGGUGUCGCCGCGACGGUUGAGCGAGCCACGACGGCUGAGCGAGCCGCGACGGCUGAGCGAGCCGCGGCGGCUGUCGCGCCGCGGCUCGUCGACGUCGGAGAACACGGUGCCGUCGACCAAGAGCACGAGCUACAGCGCGCAGCGGCCCGACGCAGACUCCGCGGCGAGCGACGUUGUGCGCAGCAACACUUCACAAGGGCUCGGCACGGUCACGACCGCCGACACGAGAUCCACGAGUUCGCUGGGGCCUGCCCUGGAUCCACAGGAGAGACACAUAAAGAGCAACUCAUGGUCUGUAGUUGCCCAGUUCCUGGAGGACGACGAUGAUGGAAGCGACUAUGGUACCAACACGGAUGCGCCAAGCAUCAAUAUAGAUAAGCACUCCAGCGAGUCGCCGUGCGCCACAGCGAGUGCAGACAGUACAUCCGACAACGGAAAGCGCAAUUCCGCGGUGCAACCUGCAGCCAAGGGUAUAGGGACCCCGCCGCGCGAGAGUGCUGACGACGAGAGCAGCUCCCGUGAGCAGGACGUUCGCAAGCGAGCUUCAAAGGAUAGCUACGAUGUAGUCACACCAAAGUCGCAUACGCGGAACCUCUCUGUAGACGAUGUUCUUCAGCGGACGCUGACGAAAGACUACUCCGAGAGCACGAGCACCAUUGAUAAUCUAGCGCCGCCGGCGAACGAUAGACCGCGGAGAUUUCCUUUGAACAAGACGCCUUUACGGAAUAGGGACGAAUCGCCGAUCAACGGGAGAUCUCCCGUAUCUCAUAGGCGAGGAUUAAUCAUGUCGGAAAGCGGUGAAUUCAUUAACGAGCUUUUGGCUAGCCCCAACAACGUUGAACAUUUAAAGAAGGAUAAUGUAGCUCUAUCUGAGCACAUCGACGCGCCUCCAUUAGUGAAGGGACUUGAAGAUCCCGUCCUCCAGAAGGAUAACACUGCUGGGAAACACUUCAAAGUUUCUGGCGCGUUUUCCUUCUCACCUAAGCUGGAAGUUGCCGCGGGCACUGUUGGGAAUCAGAGUCACUUGACCCAUUCGGCAUCUUCCAGCUCACUCGAUCCUAAACAUGUGAGACCGCUCAACGGAACAGGGAACACUUCCAACACCGGAACUCCAAACAAGAUGGGAUCUAAACUUGCAAGAUCUGCUUCUGUUAGGUCCAAAGUAGCUAGCCUAAUACAUGGCAAGAAAACACCUACCAGAAAUCAAGCACCAGAAGGUGCCUACGAUACCCAUACCGGCUGGGGUGUUUCAUCUAUGUCUCAGCAGCACCCCGCCGGUGCUGCCACGAAUUCAGUGGGACGAAAACUGCCCCCUCACGGUCGUGGCCAAAGUGAUUCUACCAUAUACAAUCAGUUUUCACCCACGCUCAAUACUAGACCGUCGUUCGAUCACCAGCGGUCACAUAGUGGUACCACAGGUGCAACUAAUGUUGCUAUCCAUAUGACGCCACCUCUGAAUACCAUGGACUCUCCGUACAGUAACAGCGUGCUGGAAAGGAAGAUGAGCGUGGGGAGGAACCAUAUAGUCGGCAGGGACGCCUUAAUGGAAAAUAGGACACCGACGAAUGAGGAAUUUGUUAGGCGCGAUAUAAUCAGCGAAGAAUUGCAGCUGCGCCAGCUCAAGCUAGAGAUAAAUGAUUUGCAAUACACCAAGACGCAGCUGACAUCAGAAGUAGACCAGCUGAAGAAGCUAAAAGAACAUCUACAGUUUCAGGUUGAUCAGUUGAAAACUGAACGGAAGGACCUGCAGAAUACAGGAACUUCCGUGGAAUCACUGGACGACGUGCAAGAAGUGGUUGUAAAGCAGGCAGUGACUGCAAACACAUCCUCCAAUUUGAAACCGCGGUUCUGGAAAUUUUUCAGUGGCAAGCCAUCCUCAUCAACGGGGUCCGCUAGUGGAAGUUCUGGAUCUGGACCAAGCACUGGAAACCCUCAGAUAGGCAUUUCACAUCCUGUUCUUCAAAAUCCAAACGAGUUUGACGACUGGAACUUGAAAGCUGUAAACAACGGUGCAGAAUUGUAUGGAUCGUCAUUGGAGAGCAGAGUCGCCUUUGAAGGUACAGAUAUACCAAUGAUUAUUACCACAUGUAUGCGCCAUAUAGAAUCCAAGGUGGAAUAUUUGACCAGCGAGGGGCUGUACCGGAAGUCUGGCUCACAGCUUCUGAUCGAGCAGAUAGAGGGCGAGUUUACCCAGUGGAAGCCGAAUACACCUCCUCCCGAACGGCUGCUAGAGUUUCUGAGACAGGACAUCCAUGCCGUCAGUGGGGUGCUCAAGCGCUACCUCCGCAAGUUGCCCAACCCUCUUUUUACAUUUGAAGUUUACGAGCCCCUCAUGCAGCUGGUGAGGGACGAGAAACUAAGUUCUUCCGUACCCCUCAAAUCCGCUAAGUCUAGUCCCGUGUACGCGCCAGCAAUAGAGAAGCUGGCUGCCAUCCUCAAGACACUGCCGCCCGAGCAUCUGCGCGUGCUGUCAGUCAUUUGCCAGCAUGUGAACCGCGUGGCCCAGUACCAGGAUGCAAACCUAAUGAACAUGAACAACCUGGCACUGGUGUUUGCUCCCGGUAUUAUCAGAGACUAUACCGGCGAGAAAGACAUCAUCGACAUGAGGGAGCGCAAUUAUCUGAUUGGAUUCAUCUUCAUGAACUACGAGGACAUUUUCGCGAAAAUAUUUUAG